AUGGCGUUACUAGCCACUACAUCGUCACCAACUGUUUGCCCUCAGAAGACAACAUCAGGCAAAUGUUGCAGUAUUCCAUUCACGUACAGAGGAGUGACCUACAAUUCUUGCACUUCUGCUAACCAUAACGGACCCUGGUGCUCCUUGGAUCCUGUGUACAAGGGAAGAUGGGGCAACUGUCGUGAGUUUUAAAUUGACUAAGCUAAAUCAUUUUUAGUGUGUAUUUCAAGUAAUAUUGUUAUUGUUACACGAAUUGACUAUCCGAUUGAGUACUAAGACUUCAAAAAGUCAUGACUGUAUAUAUACAUUCCACGUUGUUUAUGUCACGCAUUACUGUUUUAAUUGUACCUUUGCCUAAGAAUAAUUUCUCUAAUUCACCCACACAAUUAUGAAAGCGGUUCUCAAUAACAACAAUUGCACUUUUAAGGUAAAGGUGCAUACAUGUUCGCCCGCACUUCCUAACCUUUGGUUACUGCGAGUGAUUAUUCCAUUAAGAGCAUUGUCUUCUCUUUGAUAGCGUUACCAGUCACCACAACGUCACCAACUGUUUGCCCUCAGAAGACAACAUCAGGCAAAUGUUGCAGUAUUCCGUUCAAAUACAGUGGAGCGACCUACAAUUCUUGCACUUCAGCCAAUCACAACAGACCAUGGUGCUCCUUGGAUCCUGUGUAUAAGGGAAGAUGAGGCAACUGCCGUGAGUUUUAAAUUUACUUAACUAAAGCCGAACCUUAACUCUGUGUUUCAAAGUUACAUUAUCAUAAUAUCAAGAGCAUUGUCUUUUCUUUACUAGCCGCAGUAACCACAACGUUACCAACUGUUUGCCCUCAGAAGACAACAUCAGGCAAAUGUUGCAGUAUUCCAUUCGAAUACAGUGGAGUGACUUACAGUUCUUGCACUUCUGCCAAUCAUAACAGACCCUGGUGCUCCUUGGAUCCUGUGUAUAAGGGAAGAUGGGGCAACUGCCGUGAGUAUAAAUUGACUUAGCUAUAAAGCAUGUUUAAUGAUAUUACAUCUUUAAUGAUGAUAGUACAUACAGGUCAAUGUUGUAGUAUUCCAUUCAAAUACAAGCAAGUGACCUACAACUCUUGCACUACUGCUUAUUACAACAGACCUUGGUGGUCCUUGAGGCCCUGCCAGGGGGGGGGGGGGGGG
Porites evermanni is the source of this 1152-nucleotide messenger RNA. The record is from the annotation of a GenBank genome assembly. Lineage: Eukaryota; Metazoa; Cnidaria; Anthozoa; Scleractinia; Poritidae.